AUGCAAACAUUCACCUCAAACGUAGAUUCACCAUCGGUCUCAGCUACCACUGGUAGGCCACGGGAACCCUCGGAUGCGAUUAUAGGCGCGGACUUGGGUCUUGAAAUCGUCAGGAACAAUCACGCUAGCUAUCGUCAGCGGUACCUCGUCGAAGAGAAGGCCGAUAUCAUUCAGAACAUUUCUCGCAGAAGCUUUUCAUCACCUAUUUCCCGCUUGCCGACCGAAAUUCUUUCGGAAAUCUUCCUUUACUGUCUGCCCGAAGAUGAGCAUUUGGUGCAUGAAUCAAAGCAGGCUCCUGUGCUGUUGACCAAAAUAUGUCGCCGAUGGAGGGAGGUUGCGGUGGGCUUGCCCAGAUUAUGGUGCAGGCUGCAGUUGGAAGUCGGGUACGAUGACUGGCAGCAGAGAGCUUUCUGCUAUGACUUCUGGCUCAAGCGAUCAGGAAGAUGUCCGCUCUCAUUGAAGCUCAAGAGUAGCACUGACUGGGGCGAGCUACGAAGCCUGCUCCAGCCACACGUUCAGCAAAUCUCGACUCUCUCGCUCGACUUUCAAUCCUGCGAUGGCCCCUUUAUGAUGGAAGACUUCCACGCACUCCAGGAGCUUACGAUACGCCAAGACGUUCUUUAUGAUCUUGCGCGAGGUACUAGCCACACACUCUCGAAACUGCCGGUUAAUCUGCGUAGGAUUAACAUGUUGGAUCUAUGCUUCAACCUGAAGAAAUUAGAUUUCUUCACUGAUUCCGCAUGGGCCCAUCUCACACAUAUCGAGAUCAGCAUAGAUGGACUGGAUGCAUUCACCCGCAUACUCCGUCUAUGUCCCAAUCUCUGUUCCCUGAAGAUGUUUGGAGUAUUCUACUCCAUCCAGACUCCAGAACCAAUCACGCACACCAACCUUCAAUCUUUACGCAUGUCUUGGAGUGUACUUUGGAGCACAGACGAGCAGGACAUUGGCCUAUUCAACGUCAUCACGCUCCCGAACCUUCACGUACUUGAAGUCAGCAAUGCGGGGUGGUGGCCACAUGGAUCGUUUGCGAAAUUUUUGACGCGGUCGAAAUGUCCCCUGGAGAGGCUAAUUUUCGGCAGCGGAGUGUGGACGACAGAACGGCAACGAGCAGAAUAUGCUACCCUUGUUCCUUCGUUCGAAUUCAUUGCAGAUCCUGAAAUCGACUUUGAUGUAGAUGAAGAAUAG
Molecule: messenger RNA, 1185 nt
Organism: Suillus subalutaceus
Lineage: Eukaryota; Fungi; Basidiomycota; Agaricomycetes; Boletales; Suillaceae
Exons: 2
Coding region: 1-1185 (394 amino acids)
Molecular function (GO): protein binding
Source: RefSeq, a predicted model, not a curated record